AUGGGGUCUCCUGUGUCUUCAGUAGUUGCCGACAUCUUUAUGGAGGACUUCGAGGAGACAGCACUCUCAUUGGCUGCCGUCCAGCCGAAGAUAUUCAAAAGAUAUGGAGCUCAGAGGAUAUGUGACAACCAGAAUUUGGCCGCGGAGCUUCGACAUGCCAGGCAGGCGCUGUUGACGAAAAAGCUCAAGAUACUGCAUGUCAAGCAGAAGGCCUGUUUGAAGAUCCCUACAGUCGAGCGCCAGCUUGCUAUUUUGCCUUUUCUUAGAGGGGUCACAUAUAGGAUCAGUCACAUCUUGAAACGGACUUUCAUUAAAACUUAUUUGAAGCCCAUGAAGAAGAUGUCACAAUUCCUGAGGUCUAUGAAGUGUCAAACUCCUCUACAAAAUGCAGGAGGGUACAGGUUAGACUAUCUGCGUCCGCCGUCUAGCGACCGCACCUAA
This is a messenger RNA of Leguminivora glycinivorella, 441 nucleotides long. RefSeq lists its product as uncharacterized. The coding region runs from base 1 to 441 and encodes 146 amino acids. The record is from RefSeq and is a predicted model, not a curated record. The transcript is spliced from 3 exons. NCBI's taxonomy places the organism in Eukaryota, Metazoa, Arthropoda, Insecta, Lepidoptera, Tortricidae.